Monosiga brevicollis MX1 is the source of this 534-nucleotide messenger RNA. RefSeq lists its product as uncharacterized. The transcript has a single exon. The record is from RefSeq and is a predicted model, not a curated record. NCBI's taxonomy places the organism in Eukaryota, Choanoflagellata, Craspedida, Salpingoecidae. Gene Ontology annotation, molecular function: beta-glucuronidase activity. The coding region runs from base 1 to 534 and encodes 177 amino acids.
AUGGGCUCAAAGGCCAAGGCCGGUUAUGCAGCCUUUUGCCGUCAAGAUUUCAUUGGCAUCGACUAUGGCCUGCUGGAUUGCGCCACGUAUGAACCAUUGCCCGACUACUACGCUGGCAUUCUCUGGGGUGCAACCAUGGGCACGAGCGUGCUCAACGUAUCCGUGAACAACCGCCAAAUCCGAGCUUAUGCCCACUGUGGCACCAACCAGCGCUCAAACCUCAUCACCAACCUCAACUCAUCCCCCUCGACCGUCACGUUGCUAUUACUGAACUUGGACACGGCCAGCCACGAAGUGACGCUCCCCGCGGCCUUGGCUCAACAAAGCGCGACCGCCUUUGAGCUUCAAGCCGGCCCGGGGGGUGUCGGCGGCCAGACUGUGAUGCUCAAUGGCAAUACCCUGUCCUACAGCCGCAUGCAGCUGCCCAAGUUGGAAGGACGCAUUGUUGGCGUCGAAGACACAUACUCCCUUCCCCCCCAAACCGCUGCUUUUCUCUCCUUUGAGCAAGCAUCCGUCCCAGCCUGCUCGACUUGA